Bombus huntii is the source of this 6740-nucleotide messenger RNA. RefSeq names its product thyrotropin-releasing hormone receptor-like. Gene Ontology annotation, molecular function: G protein-coupled receptor activity. The record is from RefSeq and is a predicted model, not a curated record. The transcript has 4 exons. Gene Ontology annotation, cellular component: plasma membrane. Gene Ontology annotation, biological process: G protein-coupled receptor signaling pathway. Bases 3609 to 5021 code for a protein of 470 amino acids. Lineage: Eukaryota; Metazoa; Arthropoda; Insecta; Hymenoptera; Apidae.
CGUGGUUGCUUGGUUGCGCGUCGACUCGUUUCACUGCAAGUUGGUCCGUUAUGAUACGUGUAUACUACUUUGCCAGAUGUCGCCUAUCGCUCGGCGAGACGUAAUUUUCGUUUCGUACGAGUUGCUCGAUCCGCCAUAAGACGUACGCAUUUACGUCGGUAUCGAGAUUCAAAGUGAUCGCACCUGCGACAAUUUGCUUGGAAAGCCUGGAAUCCUGUACAAUUCGGACCACGAUUUUCUCAUUCUACGUAUCGUUAGUUUACGUUUUAGGUUUUCAAUGACAUACCGUAUCCGCGACCGAUAGAAGGCAAGCCAAGGUCGGAGAACGCGUGAAUCGCGCGAACGAACGGAUGUCGCGCGUCGUGGCGUCGGAUGCCGCUGGCACGGCGUCGCGUGGUUGCGUCGUUGCGUCGUCGCGUCGUCCAACGGCCCCCCGAGAGAGCUUGCGAAGCGCAUGCGAAGGAAUUCGAUGGGCGGCAAACUCGUCGAAACCGUGAAUCGUGUUUCCAGUUUAUCCGACGUCGUUUCUCGUUGCACGACGCUCCGAUACCGCCGCUCUCGUCGACCGUUUCUCCUCGAAAUAUAUCGCGCCACAUGAAAAACCUAGAUUACUUCGUUGAACCAUAUAAUUGCCAUUAAUUUAAUCACGUUCUAAGACAAAAAGAAAAAAAAAAAAAAAAGAAAAGAAAGAAAAGAACAAAACCGUAUUUCAGUGAUUUCGAGGCAAACGAAAGAUCUCAGUCUUCUCGUCAUACGUAUAAUAUAACGAUAUACAGAAUUUGUACGUUCGAUCGAAAAUCCACGUGUAAUUUAAAAUCAAAUUCCGCUUCUAUCGGCGAUAGAUUUAAACGGCGACGGUUUCGAUCAAGUACACAAGCUAGCGAAUGAAAAAUAUUAUUAUCAAACAGCCGAACGUUUGCUCGUACUCGUCGAUGCAAUGGUAAAAGACGAUACAUGGUAGGUAAAAGUAGCAAUUCGAUCAACAUCGAUGAAAUCGAGACCGACCUGCGACAGAUCCGAACGAGUCGUUGAACGUACGAACGGCCGCGUCAUACACCGCGUCGAGAUCGACCACCGAGUCGAAUAAUUAAAAUAUCGCGGGAUCCUAUAAAAAUGACAGGAUCCAGGAUCAGACGCUAUCCUAGCCUUGGUGAAUCGAACGACGCGUUAGAUCCUCCGUGUGUACGGAAAUGAAGCAAAACCGCCUUUUUUUUUUCUCUUCGAAUUUCUAUCGACACGCUUGUUGGAACGUUGUCGAAACUCGUACGAACCAAGAUGAUUACGACGCGUUCAACGUUCGAUAAAACGCCGCAGAAAACUCUCAGAGAAUAGGGGGAGAAAAUCUGCAAUUUCGAAACUACUUUCACGAAAAGAAAAAAAAAGGAAGAAAAGAAGAAAAGUAGGCGGGUUAUGUGUAUUCCGAUGAAAUUUUCGAUUCGCAAUCGUGUGCGAAUAUCCCGGACGACGGAUAAUAUCGCGAAGUGGAAUUUACACGAAGCUGUAAUCGGUUAGCUUCCUGCACGAUUCUCUCUCUCUCUCUCUCUCUCUCUCAACGAGAAGAACUGGAACGCCGUUGGCUCGGGAAAGAAGAGAAACAAGCAUCGAAACGGAAAAGUUGAUCCACGAGACAGGAAUAACGCGGAAACAACUUGGCCCGGAAGAAAGGAAUUUCAAGUCUGCCGGCGAUAAAGGUUGGAAAGCGGGCCGAACGAGUCCGUUCGGAGUAAAAAGUGCAACGCGUAAAAUAGAAAAGAACGUAAGCAGAAAAAAGACGAAACGUUGAAAGAAACGAACUGGCGCUGCUCGGCCAGUGUUCGCGCAAACUUGCGAAUCGCUCGAACAGAGAAAGCUGUCGCUGUUGACUCUCGAGAGAUUUCGUCGGAUACGAAGAUAGUUUUCCGUAACUAACGGCAGGCUAUCCGAUCGAUACUCGUCUCCUUCAGUUGCAUUCCACUUUCAGGUAUUGGCGCAUCCAGCGGCGCGAUCGCGCUUAUCUUACCAUUCCACGGAAACCGACUCGAUCGUCGAACGACGACCAUCCGAACGACCACUCGGACUCGCUGGAAUUCAUCGAGCGACACGCGUAUUCCGAUCGCACCGACCAUCGUCUUCCGUGCUCUGUAGCGCACGGAAACGAAAGCGACGCUCUAUUUUAUGGUAAUUAGAUAGAGGCGGAGAUAAGGUUUCGUAGGCCGCUCGAAAAAAUACGCAGCGUGAUAUACGGAGGGCGUAGGAUAUCUUGGAACGAACUAUUUUCGUGACUACUUGGUCGCUCGUCGACAGACUCCGAAAGGCGAACACGCUGAAACGCCACAGGCCUCGAAGAACCUUUCGGACCAGACCACCGAUCUUUCUUCCACGAUCUAGAUCCAAAUUACCAGAGAUUACCUCGCGGCCACUUUUUUAAACAUUCCGCGAUAUCGAGACGAAGAUCCGUUGGUGAAAUUCUGAGGCGGUUAUUUCCCAUCGGCGAAUUCCGAAUUUGCGAACGCGAUGCAUAUCGAAGGCCGACUAGUCGUCGGUUGACCAAUUACUCGCUAAAACGUUGUCCGUGUCGAUUGGAAGGAUCGAGAGACCUGUCGCGGUAUCCGGCGAUACAAUCGCGGAUACGCCAGUUUGGUGGAAUAAUCGAAAGAUUUCAGAGAUCUAAGAAUAUCAAAGUAAAUCGAUCCGUGCCACACGUACGCCACCAGUUAGAAACAUUCCGUGUUUAUUGACAUUGUGUGGGAUUUAAAUCUACGAACGAAACGAGAGGAAUAUUUUUUUUCAACAGCUAGUUGGAAACACUUGUCACUCGUUCGCCAGUUCUGAAUCGAACGUUCUGAACCGAAUUUACCUCCGCACGAGUGGACAGAUAUUUAUAAUAUUUCCUACUUUCACGAACAAACAAACGGACGACCGUCGAGAGAAUGGACGAAGAAUUCGAGGAAUUUCAGGAAAUAUUAAACGUUACUGAAAACCGUCGAUCGAUAUCCGAGAAGAACUCGAACCAACAAGUUUAAGAAACACCUUAUAUUCCUUCUUAUAUUCGAAAUUGGACGAUCCGUUGUCGUCGAAAGUCGAAUGUUUUCGAUCCGAUCGUUCAUCCUGCCCCAGCUUCCGUUAUUACGCGAAUCGUCUCCGUGAAUUUAAUCAACUUUUCUCGUUAGAUUUACCUUAUCGUCGUGCAAGAUCGUCGUGACACGAUACUGGCAGAAAAACGCGCAAGAAUGCUAACUAAAAGAGUAACCAAGGUAAUCUCACGCGGACAUAGCGCUCCCGAUAGUAUUCCGAACUUACGUUGAAUCUCUCGGCAAGCUGGAUAAUUCGUUGGUUGGAGAUAAUCAGGAAAAUUGGUUAGUCGCGAUCAGUUGUUGGAAUAUCGUCGGACCGAUAAAAAUUUCGAGUCGGUCGGCGAGCGAAAUUUUUAAACGACGAACCGAUAACGGAGAGACGGGAUCGUCGGAUCUUGCGAUCGGUGUUGCGAAAACUCGAGCGAAGAUCGCGAGUGAAAAUAGAAAAUGGAAAUCGAGGCCGCUUCGAAUCUUUCGUAGAGAAUCUUUCGAGGCAGAUCGGCGCGUUUUAUGGAAAAUAAGAGAGGAAAGAGAUACAGGUAAAGAGAAGGAAACAUGUUGUCCGUCGCGUCCACGUACAAUCUACGUACGAGAUGCGGCGUUCAGGACUCCUCGAGCGUAGACGUAUCUGCACGUUCCCGACGGUCCGCCGCCACCCCAACCACGUGGGUCAAUUUGACGCAUUACGGUUACAGAAACAGAAGCUUCGAUUCGAGCCUAGAUUUCGAGGAGAAACCGAUAGAAGCUUGUCACGCUCUAUACUUUCUACUGGAUUUCUUUCAUCAGUACUACAUUCCCUCCAUCAUUUUGCUAGGCUUGGUAGGCAAUCUGUUGUCCUGCGUCGUCUUUCUAAACACACAUCUGAGAAUACGAAGCUCCAGCUAUUACCUGGCCGCCCUGGCCACCGCCGACUUUGGCUUCUUAGUCACUUUGCUUUUAGUUUGGUUGAACAACACGCUAGGAUGGAAGGUGUUCAAUAAAGAGGGUUGGUGCGAAACGUUGGUCUAUGUGAGCGCCGUUUGCAGCUCUUUGAGCGUCUGGUUAAUCGUUGCGUUCACGGUGGAGAGAUUCAUAGCUGUUCAGUACCCUCUGCACAGACCUCAUAUAUGCACUAUAGCCAGGGCAAAGACCAUCGUGCUGGUGUUGGUGAUCUUGGCUUUGGCCAGUCAUUCCUACUCCUUCGUCACGGCCGGAGUGAUCAACAGGGACGGUGAGGAUUAUUGCGAUCUGAAGGUCGAAUACUUGGAGACGAUGAAGAUAAUCAGCAUAAUCGACAGCAUCGCCAGUCUAAUCGCGCCGCUCGUACUCAUCAUCGUCAUGAACACUAUGAUCAUGAGGAACUUGUUGAGGUUCAGCAGGCGAUUCAAGCAGUCUUCGACCACGUCCACGGACUACCCGAGCAGAGAACAGUCGGACAUCAAUCUGAAUCAGAUUCCGAGUGCCGGCAGCAGCAACAACGGCGCUGGCGGCAUUAAUCUGGGACCAGUGGUCGGAGGCCGACGGCCACCUUCGCAGCAAUCGUUUCACUCGUCCAAGAACAACCAUUCUCAUCACUCUCGGCAUCAAACCACGUCCGCGCCGUCAUCAACCCCACGAAACGCUUGUCAGUUACCCGAAAUAGCAACUCGCUGUAUACAUAUUAGAUCGUCCUCGAGAAAUCUCGUGUCGACGAGGAAUCAACAGAGCAUCACGAAAAUGCUGCUUCUCAUCAGCACCGUUUUCAUUCUUCUCAAUUUGCCGAGCUACGUGAUCCGAUUGUGCGUAUUCUUCUUCACGCUGGCCCGCAAGAACACGCCCGACCUGCUCUGGUGUUUGCAGCAGUUCUUCAUGCUCCUCUAUUACACCAACUUCAGCAUCAAUUUCUUAUUGUACGCAAUGUGCGGCAUCACGUUUAGGCGUUGUCUGCAACAGUUGCUGCGCAAGAUACUGAAAACCAUGACCAGGUACCAUUGCAACCUACGACGAUAACGUAUAGGAGCGACGGAAACGUUUUCGAGCAAAUUCAAGUAUACAACCACGGCGAUCCCAAUUGCGUCGCGCGACGCGCGACGCGCACCACCAUUAUGUUCGCCCGUUUCUCACCCUCGUUGUUACGUCGUCGUCGUCGUCGUCUUCGUAGCGCCGUUCGAUUCGACCAUCCGUUUACUUCGACGAGCAAAACGACGCGUGUAACGCGAUCAAAUAUCCAUGUUGAACCGCUUUGUUCCGCUGUCGGAGCUACUGAGCGUGAAAAGUCUGAGAAACGUUUGCGACUACGUUGCUCGAUCGUGUAAGCGAGAAAUGAAAAUAGAAAAUAUUUACGAGUUUACGACGAUUACCGGUUUUCAUCUUUGCAAGAUCUUUUGAAAUUUCGAGUAAAUGGUCGAUCCUCGACGAAGGAGAUUAUGCGCGAUUAUGUGCGAUUAUAUGCGAUUACCGGUGAUUUAAAUAAGUCAAAGACCUACAUAUCCUAUUCUAUCCUAUUCGAAACAGGAUAAAAGGAUAUUUAUAUUAAAAGCAAAAGGAUAAACUUGUAACUUUCAACGAUCUCGACACCUCGGUUUAAUACACGCGUAUCUAGCAUAGCAUCCAUCUUGGAACGUUGCAUGGAAAAAUUCGCAGACUCGCUGUAAAAUUCGUUAUUUCUAUGUGGCAUUUACUUGUAUCGUGGAAACUACGUAUCGAUGAUAGAAAUUAGACAAAUUAUACGAAACUACAGGUGUAUCGUUACGCUUUGUCAGUGCUCCGACGUUCGAUCAAAUUUCCCACUUGGAACGUUCGACCGAAUUACCUAUACGUAAGUAAACGAUAAAUGUCUCAACGUCUUCUAAACGUGUCUUUGUUUAAAUUAUAAAUUAUUUGUCUCGCACCGCUCAACAACCUCGUAAAAUACCAACGAAACUUGAAAAUUGUCGAGCGUUUAAAAUUCAAUGGCUACCUAAUUACCUAAUUACCUAAUUACCUAAUUACAUAAUUACUUAAUUGUCUAAUUACCUAAUUACCGAUAGAGUAAAACUCGGCGUAAUCGAUACGCGAACGAGCCGAGUUGGUUUAUUAAACGAAAAGAUUGCUCUGAUAUAAUCGAUCGUUCGGCAGGUAAUUGGAACGAAACAGCUUCGUAAACAUUAUUAUUACGAACAACGUCGAUGUCUAUCUCGAGGCAAUUCUUGCACCCGCUGUAUCGCGUAGAGUCGUUGACAAAACUGGCAAAUCCGCGUUUCCGCUUUACAUCGUAUCGUAUUAUCGGAUUUCUUCGAUACUCGCGUAUUGUAAACGCAAAGAAAGUUGACGCGAGUGCGAUCGAAUCGACGUAAAUCGAAUUUUUCAACUUUUAUUCCAUAUCCAUAGAUAUUUCGUGCGUACAGAAUGUCUGAAAGAUACGAGACAAAUUCGCUUAUACGAAAUUCCCUACGAUAAAGAAAACGUAAAACCGAUAUGUUUCUAUUAUCUUUGAAACAGCAUUUUUUUAGUGAAUUAUGUGAAUUAUAUACGUAUAAAUAGCGAAAUACCUAGGUAAUUGUUUUAUUUUUUAUAUCGAGUUGUAGAAAUCGUUUUCGCGUUGUUCGAAGGCUGGAUUUCGAAGGAACAGCAUAUUUACCGAUAAUUAGCGUAAAAGGAAUCGCUACUGUAAAUAUCUCGACUAACGACUAACCGUAUAAUUUAGAUAUAAGGUAAAUAUUUUUAAAUAUACCCAAGACACUGAAAAAA